Messenger RNA from Talaromyces stipitatus ATCC 10500, 1191 nucleotides. Its product is annotated as RNA-binding La domain protein. The record is from RefSeq and is a predicted model, not a curated record. NCBI's taxonomy places the organism in Eukaryota, Fungi, Ascomycota, Eurotiomycetes, Eurotiales, Trichocomaceae. Gene Ontology annotation, biological process: RNA processing. Gene Ontology annotation, cellular component: nucleus. The transcript is spliced from 3 exons. Bases 1 to 1191 code for a protein of 396 amino acids. Gene Ontology annotation, molecular function: mRNA binding.
AUGUCUGCCGAAGAAGUCAAGGCCACCGAGACGCCUCAGAACGGCAAUGCUGACGCUGCCAAAGAUGUUCAGAACCUCCUCGCGGAGCUGAAGGGAGAUGAAGAGAAGAAGGUCGAGUCAGGAGCUCCUGCUGAAGAAGAUGAGGCUGCCAAAGAAGCUCGUAUUAUCGCGGAAGCAACCAAGCUCGGCAAAGAACAAGCCGAACAAGAAUCAAAGGACGAGAAGAAGCCAGCAGAGCGACCCAGACGUAACUACCGCGAAAAUAUCAAAUCCGAUCUUACCGCUCAGGAAGUAACUGAUGAUCAUAACGAGAUCAGGAAACAGGUCGAAUUCUACUUCUCAGACUCCAACCUGCCAAUGGAUAACUUCCUUUUGAAGAAGGUCGGCGGAAGUGCUAAUCACCCCGUUGAACUUUCCCUGCUCCACAGCUUCAAGCGAAUGCGCCGAUUCCAGCCUUUCAGUGCCAUCGUCGAGGCCCUCAAGACCUCCACCGUCCUGAACCUUGUUGAUAACGACACCAAAGUCAAGCGCAAAGUCCCACUUCCCGAAUCUGUAAACGACUUCCUUGACCCCAACGUUGUCAAAGUGUUUGAGACCGAGGCUAUGGGACGAAGCGUUUAUGUUAAAGGAUUCGGUGAAGAAGGCCCCAAGACACAGUUUGAAAUUGAAGCUUUCUUUGCUCCUUACGGCCCUACAAAUGCCAUCCGUCUACGUCGAGCGUUUGAUAAGACCUUCAAGGGAAGCGUUUUUGUCGAGUUCGAUACGGAGGAGACUCAGAAGAAAUUCCUCGCUUUGGAUCCUCCUCCCAAGUGGAAUGGCAAAGAUCUGAUUAUCAAGAGCAAGAAAGACUACUGUGAUGAGAAGGUCAGGGAUAUUCAAGCGGGCAAGAUCAAAGCUGGUAACCGUAAUAGUGGCCGUGGAGGUCGUGGAGGUCGUGGAGGCCGCGGUCGAGGCCGCGGUCGGGGUGGUCGUGGCGACAACGACCGUCGGGACUGGCGGGAACGCCGUGACGAGGAUCAGAAACGUGGUUUCCGUGAAGAUAAGCCAACUGUUCAAAAGGAUGCUCGGGGAAUUCCUAUCGUCAAGAGCACUGAGGAACCAGCUACCUCCGGUCAAAAGCGAGCCCGUGAAGAUACCAACGGAGCUACCAACGAGCAUGCCGCUAAGAAAGUUGACGUGAAGGAAGGUUGA